This is a messenger RNA of Suillus clintonianus, 900 nucleotides long. RefSeq lists its product as uncharacterized. Lineage: Eukaryota; Fungi; Basidiomycota; Agaricomycetes; Boletales; Suillaceae. Gene Ontology annotation, molecular function: protein phosphatase regulator activity. The transcript has 3 exons. The coding region runs from base 1 to 900 and encodes 299 amino acids. Gene Ontology annotation, cellular component: cytoplasm; Nem1-Spo7 phosphatase complex. The record is from RefSeq and is a predicted model, not a curated record.
AUGGCACCAACUUCAAGAAACCAGCGCCAACAGUCAAGAGCAUCUUUUCAUCCAUCCAAUGACACCGCAACUUACCGUGAUCUUCUGCUUUUCGAAGAGCGCCUCAAAACCAACGCUGCUCAGCUUCAACGCCGAAAGUCUAGGUAUCAACUGUUUUUAUUCCAUCUUCUGAUAGCUAUUGCGUUCCUACUCUCCGAAGUCCUUCUUCAAACAUCCUUUCUAGACAUACCAUACACGAACCUACUCCGCAAAGUACUUCCAGAUGUCUACGGUGGUGCUGAGAACCUAAAGCCUCACCCAUACUUUGCAUCAGGGCUCCUCUUCGUACUUGUAACUGCCCUACUCCUUUUCUUUGCAAGCGGCAUGUAUGUUGAGAAAAUUGCAUAUGCAAAUAGAUAUGUUCCUCAUGCGAAUAAAGCCCUUCGAAAUUUCAACAUGUACUUGAAUGUCCGACGUCCCCCCCUCCGCUCAACAUUCUCCAUCAGCCCCUUUUCUUUCAUUUUCCAUCGACCUACCCAGUCGCAAGCACCCUCCCCAACACCACGCCCAUCCAAUGCACCAGCUCCCAUGGCUCCUAUACCGCCCGCAAACAGUCCACGCGGUGAACUCAUUUUUUCUUCGCGCGUUGACCGGGGCUUCAGAGAGAGCUACGAGAGAUAUCGAGCUGCAUUUGAAAGAAAGCGAGAUGGACGAGAGAGGGAUGAAAGAGGGAAGACAUGGACAGGACGGAUUGCGAACAAGAUGCCGUGGAAUCAGCCGCCUACUUUAGCCGCCCCUUCACGGACCGCGUCUGGUCGCGGGCGGGGUAGCGUUGUCGGUACUCCGUUGGGGUCCAGGAGAUCAAGUCCUAUGCCGAGGCCAGGGACAAGAGAUACUCUUGCUGUGAGGGCUAAUGAUUAA